CAGGCCUCUGGUAAGGAAGUGACGUAGUGCUGAAACUGGAAGGAGCCGGAAAAAGGCGGAUGUGAGCGCCGCCUGUGUGUCGCGACACCGCGUGACUGGCCUGUCGUGACAGAGGAGGCGCUGUGGGAGUUCGGUGGUGUCUGGACGGGUGAGAGAGAACUGGUAUCAUGGCGCGCGGGCAGCAGAAGAUCCAGUCUCAACAGAAGAACGCCAAGAAGCAGGCAGAGAAGAAGAAACACGGAAGUGACCAGAAAGCCGCAGCUAAGGCAGCCCUGGUCUUCACCUGUCCUGUGUGCAGAACUCAGAUGCCAGACCCAAAAACUUUCAAGCAGCAUUUUGAAAGCAAACACCCCAAGUCUCCGAUGCCUCCAGAACUUGUAGACGUGCAGGCGUAACUGGAAAUAACGAUGUAUCCUCAGCUGAUGAAUGCACUGAAUGAAGUGGGAUGAAUCUGGGCACACCUACCUGUUUUAUUUUAAGUUGGAGAAAAGCAACAUAAGAGUAUCUGGACUUGCAGCAACUAAUUACUCACGAUGUGGACUUGAUAUCCUAUUAGACAUGCGUUCGUGUGUCCGGUCAUAAUUCUGCGCUUUAAGACACCGGUCUGACCUUUGCUGAUACAGUUCAGUGGAUGGGUCAUGACUGAGGAAUAAAACAGUUCUGAAUUUCAUGCAGCGCCAUAAACACUAAGUGAAUAACCAAAAGCAGCAUCCAUAUUUCCUCCCUGUUUAUGCGGUCACGGGGGAGGGUUCCUUUUGCCUACUGAGGCAGAGCAAUAUAUUUUUGUUUGAAUUGCAUUCCAGUGCAGACCUUCCUAAUAUUGCAUCAUGUGCACAGAUCAUUCUGAACUAUUACUUGAUAUAGUGUGCCAAUGCCAAACACUUUGCACAUUACCUUGAUCUCACCAACCCCACCUGAGGUGACAACCACUUGAUAAAUUCGAUCUUGAUUAUCAUUAGUAACAUUAUUAUUAUUAUAAUUUUUUUUACUGAGUUUUUUUUUUCAUUUUCUUGACCAUAAAUGGCAAUUAAAAUGGUAAAUUUGCCUGUAUGUAAUUACUCAAAGUAAACCAGAUUUUGCCUUUUGAGGCUGUGUUCACAUGGGCAAAGUUUGCUGCAGAAAACAGUCAUAAUCCAAAUUUAAAAUACCACCAGCAGCUUGCUAUGUGAACCUAGUCUCAUUAGUUAUUUAUCAGGAUCUCAUGUUUAUUCCUAUUCUGUAUAAAAUCCUACCAAAUAUAUAAUUCAGUAAUAACCCAAAAAAUUUAACUUAUUUAUGUUUUAAUAGUUGGAGGAAGACGGGAAGAGUUAGAGGACCUUUCAUCAGUUUAGCCCUAGUCUAAUUAUGGCCUUACCUUAUAGGGCGGCCCCCACUGAUUCCAUGGCACUUUUUUUUUUUUUUUUCUCCAAAGGAACCCCCCCCCUUCAGUUCGUCCGCUGUUGGCCGCAUUGCAUUGAUUUCGGUGCCAUAUAUUAUAAUGAGCCGACUCAAUUAUACUAGGUGGAGACUCGCAGUUUCGCUCGGGGGCGGUUCUCUUCUCCCUGGCUGUGAGCGUAUCCAAUCAGAGCGCACCGCUCUUAGCCAGGGAGGAGCUUAUUCUCCCUGGCUAAGAGCAGUGUGCUCCGAUUGGAUGCACUCACAGCCAGGGAGAAGAGAACCGCGAGUCUCUGCCUAGUAUAACCGAGUCGGCUCAUUAUACUAUCAGGUGCCGAAAUCAACGUGGCCAACAGCGGGCGCCGGGGGGGUCUUUGAAAAAAAAUAAUAAUAAUAAGUGCCAUGGCAUCAGUGGGGGCCUCCCUAUAUAAGGUGAGACCAAAAUUAGACUAGGGUGAAACUGAUGAAAGGUCCUCUUUAAAACCAAUUGGCUGUCGAUUAGUAUUGGGCCAAUUUGCCCUCAACUACAUGACAACAUGUUUUCACUAUUAUAGGAGUUAAAAUGGUAACUUACCUUCCAAAUUCCUGUGUAUGCUUAUGUUAAGAAAGUAUUUUGUGUAACAAUCUUUAAUAAAUAUUUCAUUUGGAUUUUUU
This is a messenger RNA of Bufo gargarizans (Asiatic toad), 2028 nucleotides long. RefSeq names its product zinc finger protein 706-like. The record is from RefSeq and is a predicted model, not a curated record. NCBI's taxonomy places the organism in Eukaryota, Metazoa, Chordata, Amphibia, Anura, Bufonidae. Bases 168 to 395 code for a protein of 75 amino acids. The transcript has 4 exons.